Pundamilia nyererei is the source of this 4104-nucleotide messenger RNA. Its product is annotated as forkhead box protein J3. The record is from RefSeq and is a predicted model, not a curated record. Gene Ontology annotation, biological process: regulation of transcription by RNA polymerase II. Gene Ontology annotation, cellular component: nucleus. Gene Ontology annotation, molecular function: DNA-binding transcription factor activity, RNA polymerase II-specific; RNA polymerase II cis-regulatory region sequence-specific DNA binding. The transcript has 14 exons. Lineage: Eukaryota; Metazoa; Chordata; Actinopteri; Cichliformes; Cichlidae. The coding region runs from base 567 to 2450 and encodes 627 amino acids.
CCGAGCGGAGCACUGAGACCCGGGAUCUUUGCGUUGAUGAGCGCAAAUGCGAAUAGCGGGUCGAGUCCUCCAGUCUUGACUUGUCGACUGACCACAGCAGCGGUCAGUUUGACGCCUGCAGAGCGCCGUGCGCACGCAGCCAGAGUGACAGCGCAAAGGCACCACAGGAGCUUUUUUUUAUGUGUGUGUCUGUCUUCGAAGGGGAUUUUCAAGUGCAGAACAGCGUCUGGAGCUGCUUGAAGCAGAGUGCACAAAUUGAGCCGGUUCUCGUAUUCGCGUGCGACGGCUGCCCAUGAAGACACCAUAGCUUUAACAUCAAAGCAGCGGCCAUUACAGAGGCUAAAUGAAGAUCUUGUGAACAUGCACGAGGGACGAGCUCUACCUUUCACUUCGGUGACUUCCUCAGAUGCUGUGGCCCAAAGAAAGAUGGAAAGGAAUGGGAAGAGCUUGAGCCAAGACUGCUGCACAGAACCCAUUCAGUGAGCCAACAGGAGAUCCUCCAUACGCCAAGUCCCUGAGCCGUGCAUCUUCGCUUUUGACCCCUGACCCCUGACAAGACAAACACUAUGACCUCUGAGCUGGAGAGCAGCCUUACUUCAAUGGACUGGCUUCCCCAGCUCGGCAUGAGGGCAGCCAUUCAGAAGGCCGACACGGGACACCACCAUGGCCACCACCACCACGGGCACCACCACCACCACGGGCACCAUCACGGGCACGGACCUGGCAAGAAAAUGGUACAUUUGGACCCAGGAACAACACUGGACCAAGAGGAAGCAGCACAGCACAGAGAUGGUAAACCGCCCUACAGCUACGCCAGCCUCAUCACCUUUGCUAUCAACGGCUCACCGCGCAAACGGAUGACCCUCAGCGAGAUCUACCAGUGGAUCUGCGACAACUUCCCUUACUACAGAGAGGCAGGCAGCGGAUGGAAGAAUUCUAUACGACACAACUUGUCCUUGAACAAGUGUUUUCUCAAAGUGCCUCGCUCCAAAGACGACCCUGGAAAAGGUUCCUACUGGGCCAUAGACACCAAUCCUAAAGAAGACACGGUACCCAGCAGGCCAAAGAAGAGACCACGCUCUGGAGAACGAGCAUCGACCCCGUACAGCCUGGAAUCCGAGUCUCUGAGGAUGGACUGCAUCAUGUCAGGAGGGGCAUCUCCCACUCUGGCCAUCAAUGCUGUGACCAACAAGGUAGCGCUGUACAACCAUGAAGCAGAAGGCAGCGAGAGUCCUGGGAGCCUGGGCGGCAGCCUUAGCAACAGCCUUUCAGAGCAAAGUUUGGCGUCCGUCAACCUCAACAACCGGAGCACCGCGGUCAGCAGUGGCAGCAACGUGCACGGAUACACACCAGUGAGCAGCCACUCGGAACCUUCGUCCCAGUCCUUGAGCCUCCAGCAGCCCGCCCAACCUCCGCCGCCGCCUCCUCCUCCUCCCCCGCAGCCCCAGUACGGUUUACCUGUCCCCGAGUCACGGGACAAGCAGCUCUGCUUCUCAGACUUCGAGGACCUCAGCUCUUCGUUCCGCAGUCUUUACAAGUGCGUCUUCGAGCAGUCCUUCUCGCAGCAAGCAGGUUUGAUGAGUAUGCCCGGUGACUCGGGUCAACAGGCCCGCACCGCCUGCUCCUACCAGCACUCUCCUGGUGGGGGAAGCGGCAGCGGCCACCACCACCAACACAACCAUGGCCAGACAUCGCACCACCCUCACCACUCUCACGUCUCCCCUCACUCCACCCACGGUCAGCACCAACAGCACUCUGGUCACUCUCAGCAGCACUCGUCUCUCUCCCACCAGCAGAGUCACGCUGUGCAGGCCUGCCCCACAACAGUCAUGUCAUCAGACUGGUACCCCAACCUGGACUGGCUGAAGGAGAGCUGCCGCAUCGCUACCAGCUACAACUGGGCUGACGUAGACCUCUCCCCAUUCCAAGGUCUGAAGGAGAGCAUGCGACAGGCGGAGCUCAGCAACUGGUCUCUUGAUGCUGCCCAGAUGGCUGACCUGUGUUCCUCCAUUAACCAAUUCUUCAUGGCGACGGGGGUCAUCCCCCCUCAGGGCGCCACCCACCCACAACCUCAGGUCCAACAUCCAGCGCCGCCGUCCGCUCCUCAGCACCCGGCUCAGCCGCACGGGGCCAUGCAUCCAAAGCCCAGCCAUCACAAUCAGCAUGGGCAACACAACCCACAUAAUCAACACAUCAGCACAGGGAACAUGUACAUGGACUCGAGACAAAACCUUUCUUCUCUGAUGGGCCCACCAGGAUAUCCUCACAUGCCUCCCAUGAGCAACACUGCUCCCACCAUGACAGGUGACUCUCCCAUCGCUCUCUUAACAGGUCAUCACAGCCAGCUGAGCCAGCAACAACACACGCUGCCUCCGGGACACUUUCAGGUGAGGCGCAUGCUCGCUGCCGACGACAUCCAGGAUGAUUUUGACUGGGACUCCAUCGUCUAGACUGAGCCGUCAGUCAAAGGGAGCGACGAAGGAAAAGACUUGAAAUUAAUAAGGAGAUGCAGGCAAAGUGUGAUGAUAGUGACAUAAGGUACGAAACUGACUGACCUGCUCCUUUCGCCUGUGUAACAAAACAGAAGACAAUCCAACAGAAAACAAGAUGGGAAGGGAUUUUUCUAAACACGCUGGCCUUUUUUUUUUUCUGAUAAAAGUGGUCUAUUAAAUCUAAAGACAAUCAUGGAAAAAUGGAGAUGGGACAGACUGAGACUGUGUCGAACGAAGCCAAGACGUAAACACGUUUCGUCCAAAGCGACAACGCUCCGAAUUGUCUCUCGUUGUGUCCCCGUUGUGCCAACAGGGUUGCAAGUCGCCAAAGUGUUGUCAGUUCUUCUUUGAAUUGCUUUCUUUCUCUUAAAUGUGCAUCCCGCUGCAGCUCGUGUCCCGUGAUCUACAACGUUUCCCAGCCUGUGACUGGAAUGAACAAAAAAGAUGUCCUCUCCCCAAACUGUCUUAAGAAAACCAUCAAAUUUGUUUUAUUUUUUGCACACACUGAGCAAAUCCAGACAUUUCAUCCUUUCUUCACUGUAGCAUUGCUUUGCUCGUUGUUACUUUACAUAUGUGGUGAGAAGGAUAAUAGGACGUUUCAACCUAAAUCAAGAGUUGGGACACCACCUGCUGGUUAAAACAGGUAUUUUUAGCUUCUAUCCAUCUAUCACAAAUUGUUCCUCCUCUAUCUUUUUUUCUGUCAUACAGGACACUAGCUGUAAACUUCUUCUGCCUAUUUUAUCGCAAACUUGUCAUCAGUAUGCGCUUUCAACAGCAGGUUAGUGUGUCAUGUUCUCAGGGUGUUAUGUCCACAUAUGUCUUCGCACCUCUGCCCUUUACAUCUCCUAAAUGUGAGGUUAACUGUGUGUCGUGUUGUGCUGUCAGUGUUCAAAUCCUGUUGGCUAAAUGUUAGCGUCGCCCAGGACUCUGGUCAAAUGGAUAAAAGUCUUCAUUUGUCAGCUGUAAUAAGCUGAGUAAGAGAAUGAGCCUUUUAGUAGAGCCAAUAAACGUCACUGAUCAAAAAGAAAAUCAGACCGUCGCGUGACUCAGCAUUAACUUAUAUAGUUUUCAGAGAUAAAACUGAAGGGGAAGCAAAAGCGCACAUCAUUUAUGACCCUGCGGAUCAGCUCGGUCUUGAUUUCUAACAUGCCUCAUUUGGGAAAAGGCGAGCAGUUUUUUGCACAGCAACAAGUUUGAUAGCAUCUAGACUAAAAUAAAUGAUAACCGGGAACAUUUUAAUGCUUUGUCUAAGUAAAGAUCAAACAAGAUGCUCAACAUCAUUUGUUUUGUUUUGCUUUUGUUGUUAAUGUUAAUUUUGUGUAUGUACAGGUGUGUGUAUAGUCCUCUCCAGUUUCCUUUAGCUUUAUAUGGCUCAAAAAAAAGAAAGAAAACACACAUGGGAAACAAGUGAAUUUCAUUGUAUUCACACUUUAAGGUCUCCUAUUUUCCACGGUGAAAUAUUAGACCUUAAAGUGCUUUUUUUUCUUCUUUUUUUUCCUCUUUUGGAAGAUCUCAGUGAUUGUUCAGGUGGUCUAAACAAGGUAAUGUUUAAAAAAACACAAAAAACAAGAUAAAUACUCUUUAUUAUUGCCAUUAAAUGCUGUAUUACCGU